GAUGCUGGUGUUGAUGCUGCUGCUGCUGCUGCUGAUGCUGCGGAUGAGCAGCGGCUAUAGGGGCGGGCGGAGCCGGCACUAGGUGCACCGUGAGCCCGCUGCAGCCUCCACCCUCGCCCCCUCCAGCCCCAGCCCCAGCCCCAGGGAUGGCCGAGAGCCCGGCAGGCACACCCUGCACACCCUGCACACCCGGCGAGUUCGACAGCAAGUACUUCGAGUACAAUGGCGUGCGGCUGCCACCCUUCUGCAGGGGCAAGAUGGAAGAUAUCGCUGCCUUCCCGGUCAGGAAAAGCGACAUCUGGAUCGUCACCUACCCCAAGUCCGGGACCAGUCUCCUCCAGGAGCUGGUGUAUUUGGUGAACCAGGACGCUGAUCCAGAUGAGAUUGGGAUAAUGAACAUCGAUGAGCAGUUACCAGUCCUGGAAUAUCCUCAACCUGGCAUGGAUAUCAUUAAGGAGUUGACAUCCCCUCGCCUUGUAAAGAGUCACCUGCCAUAUCGUUUCCUACCAAGAGAUUUGCACAAUGGACAGUCAAAGGUCAUAUGCAUGGCCAGAAACCCCAAAGACUUGGUGGUGGCAUACUAUCAGUUUCACCGUUCUUUACGAACCAUGAGCUACAGAGGCACGUUUCAGGAAUUCUGCAGGCGGUUUAUGAAUGAUAAGUUGGGUUAUGGUUCGUGGUUUGAACACGUUCAGGAAUUCUGGGAGCAUCGCCUGGACUCUAACGUCCUCUUCCUGCUUUACGAAGAUUUACAUAAGAAUCUUGCAGGUACUGUGGAACAACUGGUGCGGUUUCUUGGGGUGACCUAUGAUAAAACACAAAUGGAGGCUAUCGCUGAACAUUGCCACCAGCUCGUGGACCAAUGCUGCAAUGCAGAUGCCCUUCCCAUUGGCAGAGGUCGAGUUGGCCUAUGGAAGGAAAUCUUCACUGUGUCAAUGAAUGAGAAAUUCGAUGCUGUUUUCAAACAGAAGAUGGGAAAAUCCGAUCUGACCUUCGACUUCAGCCUCUAAGGAAGCAACAUGCAUGCGCUUCAGUAUCCUCAAUACUAUCAAUGCAUCUCUGCAUUUGUUUAUCAUUCACUGGCUAAUCUUUGCUGUUAUGUGUAUUAUGACAGCUUUUAGUGAGAGAUAUUGGGUAUUCCAUAUCUAUAGCAACGGUCUCCUCACUUGCUGCUGCUUUGACGUGUAUAUGCCUUUAAGCAGAAUUGGAAGACGCAUAGUCUAAGAAAGCAACUUCAUUAUAAACUGUAGUAGUUGUGAUAGUAAGGACAAUUAUUCUGUACUCCAAAUUAAUUACUUAAAAGUAAGCAAAUACGUACUGGCAUUCCCACAAACUCAUUUGUACACUCAUGCACACACACAAAGUAAACCAAAAUGAAGGGAAAUUAGUGCUGAGAAAUAGAUUUUAUUUAUUUUCUGUAAUCAUGACAUUGCAUAUUCUAGUUAGCAUCAAUGCAGUGUCCACGCCUGCAUUAAAGUAAUUAAAAUCG
Messenger RNA from Amblyraja radiata (thorny skate), 1489 nucleotides. RefSeq names its product sulfotransferase family 4A, member 1 (gene sult4a1). The record is from RefSeq and is a predicted model, not a curated record. Lineage: Eukaryota; Metazoa; Chordata; Chondrichthyes; Rajiformes; Rajidae. Gene Ontology annotation, molecular function: sulfotransferase activity. The transcript is spliced from 9 exons. The coding region runs from base 147 to 1010 and encodes 287 amino acids.